CCUCCGCAGUGACCGAUCAGCGUCGCCGUUCGCCAGCCCCGGCCGGAAGUGCCGCUCCGGGUGCUGGGCGGUUCCGCCGCUCCAUGGUGAGGCGGGGGUAGGGCAGGGCGAGGGCCGGUUGAUGGCCGCCGCGAGCCGUGCUGCCGUCGCUGGGGGAACGCGGAAGUCGAGUGCCGGCGUCCCGGUCGCAGAAAGUCCGCGGCAAGGUUGAUCUUCAUAGAAACUACUAAAGACAUCAGAGAAUUCAUUUGAGGCAAAAUCAACGGUUCUCAGAAAGCAAUAUGGAUCCUUGUUCAGUUGGAGUUCAGCUUCAAACUAACAAUGAAUGCCAUAAGACCUAUUAUACCCGUCACACUGGCUUCAAGACUAAGCAAGAUAUAUCUUCCACUGAUCUACUGUUACUGCAGCUUAGGACUGGAACGACCCUUUCAGACAACAACACCAUCUGCUUCCACCAUGCCAAAAUUUACAUUGACAGAUUUGAAGACUUACAAAAGUCAUGCUGUGAUCCCUUUAACAUACACAAGAAACUGUCAAAGAAAAACCUACGAGCAAUUGACUUAGAUGACGCCACUUUUCUGAGUGCCAAGUUUGGCAGACAGUUUGUCCCUGGUUGGAAGCUUUGUCCCAAAUGUAUGCAGAUUAUCAAUGGCAGCGUGGAUGUGGAAUCUGAGGAUCGCCAAAGGAGAAAACUUGAUACAGAUGGGCGUACAGCUAAGGCCUUGAAGUCUUUACAGUUUACUAAUCCAGGACGACAGACUGAAUUCACUCCUGAGACCAGUAAGAGAGAAAAAAGAAGGCUGCAAACAAAAAAUGCAUCCUUUAGUUCAGACAGGCAAGUUAUACCAGCCAAGAGUAAAGUCUACGAUAGCCAGGGACUGCUACUUUACAGUGGUAUGGACCUCUGUGACUGCCUGGAUGAAGACUGCCUGGGGUGUUUCUAUGCAUGCCCCAAGUGUGGCUCCAACAAGUGUGGAGCUGAAUGUCGCUGCGACCGCAAGUGGCUCUAUGAGCAAAUUGAGAUAGAAGGAGGAGAAAUAAUUAGAAAUAAACAUGUUGGUUAGUGUAUAUGUACAUUAUUUAUCCACAGUGUGUGUUCCAUGCUUUGAUUAAACUCAGCACAUUCAUUUUUUAGUGGUUUAAUGAAAGCCAUGGGAAUUUAUCACAAUCCACAUGAAAAUGAAUGUGAAAAAGAGCACAUUAGUCAGUGUGAUUAUGGAGAUAAUCAUACUACUGUCUUACCACAUUUUAUUCUAUGUUGUACUCAGUCUUGUUGAUCAUCCCAGUAAGUUCUCAUAGAGCAAUCUUUCACUGCAUGCAAGUAUAAGGCAUUCAGUUUCAUGUGAUAGACCUGAAUGUCUCACUGUCAUUUCAUAUACUGUUUUGUAGAGUCUGCCAUCUCCACGUAUUCCUCAUUUUUUCCUUCUCUAGUUCAGGAUCUCAUAAUUUUGUAUCUGUUUUAUGUGAAACACUCUAAAAGUCAUCAGUGGCUUCACAUGCAGUAUUAAUAAAAGCUCUCUCCAGUAUUAAUAGUGAAUGCUAUAUAUUCUAUAAAUUAUCCCAGAUACAUCUGAUACUUUCAGUCUUAUUCAAUCAAAUGGUUUCAAAGGCCUUUAGUUCAGAUCCCAUCCAAGUUCCUGGAUUUUGAGAUCCAAGUUAUCCAUAUGAAUUCAAGCGUCACUGUUAAAAGUGCUAUUGAACUGGCAAGGCAUUGAAAAAUGUUAUUUAAUUGUGGUAGUGUUUUGUUGGUUUGUGUAUAACACAAUUUAAAUAAUUUUCCUAUAUUUAUUGUCAGUCUGUAAUUGGACUGAUAUUUAACAGCACCUAAAGGUAAAGGUUUGCAUGAAAUGAAUUUGAGUGUCUUAGUUUCCAAACUAAAGAGUAUCCAGACAUCUGGGGAAAAAAAAGCAAGCAAAAAAAAGUUAUGUUUGAUUAUCUAUCCUUAGUACUUUAAAAAUUGACAUUAUAACUAGACUUGGGGAAAAGAGAUUUCAUAACUGAAGUCUUAGUAACAUUCAGUAUUAUCCUUGCUUGUGUUUUGCAUAAUUUUUUUUUCUUUCUGGGAUAGACUUGGAAGACGUGAAUGUUUAUUGGGUCACACUGUUGACUUUUGAAGACUUACUUAGUAAAGCAGUAUAAUCUUGCUAUUUGUUUAUUUUCUUUUCUGGUAAGUGUUAAAGAAGGUUGCAUUGCAAAACUCCAGAGUUAUGCUUUGAACUGUACUGACAUCUCCUGGUCCUAGUGAAGUAUAAGCAUCAAUUUAGGCUACAUUUUUAUUAAAUCUGCUACAAAAAUAAACAGACUUUCUUCUUUGGGUCAGAGCAUUGGCUGCUCUUCCAAUAGAUGUGUGUCUUAUUUGCCUUGGGUGCCAGCUCCAUUUAUCACAAGAACCAUCAUGUAAGUUUUAGGGAGAGCAGCACAUCUUUACACUUUUCCAGAUAGCAACACCACAAUUUACUAAUAGUAGAGUCUUUGCUUACAUGCAGGUGGGAUUAAGUACAUUUUACAAUGUGUACUACAGAGCACGCUUCUCCUGACACAGCAAUUAAUCUUGUGCACUUGAUCCACAUUUGGAAGCCUGUCAUCUCUUAAGCAACCUUUUGAAUUAGGUGAAAACAUGAAUAGCUAUCUCUGUGAAGGCAAGAGGGGGAAAAAGUUGGUCCAAUCUUGUAGUUUUUAUGUAUUAUUAUUUUUUAGUCUAGAGCACAGUUGGCAGUACCCAUUGUUAACUUAGGCUUCCAACUGCUUGGUGAAUAUAACUUAUCACUGAAAUCCACAGAAUUUGGAUUCAGUUAAAACAGUUCACUGAAGUGAAAUAUGAGUCUACCUCUACCUUAAAUUGCCUAGGUGAUCACAUUAUUAGAGCUGUAUUUCUCCAUUAAGUCUGAACAGUUAGUAUAUUGUCUCUUACAGAUUCACUGGCUAUGAAUACUUUCCUAAAUAAAUCACUUGAUUUCUGACAA
This is a messenger RNA of Colius striatus (speckled mousebird), 2963 nucleotides long. It is a transcript of the gene ARL14EP, whose product is annotated as ADP ribosylation factor like GTPase 14 effector protein. The transcript has 4 exons. Bases 282 to 1064 code for a protein of 260 amino acids. Gene Ontology annotation, cellular component: intracellular membrane-bounded organelle. Lineage: Eukaryota; Metazoa; Chordata; Aves; Coliiformes; Coliidae. The record is from RefSeq and is a predicted model, not a curated record.